This is a messenger RNA of Entelurus aequoreus (snake pipefish), 2250 nucleotides long. Its product is annotated as CWF19-like protein 1. The record is from RefSeq and is a predicted model, not a curated record. Gene Ontology annotation, molecular function: RNA lariat debranching enzyme activator activity. Lineage: Eukaryota; Metazoa; Chordata; Actinopteri; Syngnathiformes; Syngnathidae. Gene Ontology annotation, cellular component: post-mRNA release spliceosomal complex. Gene Ontology annotation, biological process: mRNA splicing, via spliceosome.
GUACGGAACAUUCAAGUUCCACAACGCCAACAGAGAGAAGCAGACAAUUGUUUGCUUUAAGACGUACGGAACAUUCAAGUUCCACAACGCCAACAGAGAGAAGCAGACAAUUGUUUGCUUUAAACUGUCAAGAAAUGGGAGAAAGUCCGGUAAGAGUCUUGGUGUGUGGAGACGUGCACGGCAGGAUUGGUGCUGUGUUCAGCAGAGUGCAGACAAUCCAGAAGAAGACAGGACAGUUUGAUCUGCUGCUGUGUGUGGGAGAAUUCUUCGGGUCGACACCAGAAGCGGAGGAAGAGUGGCAGCAGUACAAAAGUGGAGCAAAGAAAGCUCCCAUCCACACAUACAUCCUGGGCGCAGGAAGCCAGGAAACGGCGAAGAAGUUCCCCAGCGCAGACGGCUGUGAGCUGGCUGACAACAUCACAUAUUUGGGUCGCCGUGGCGUGUUCACUGGUGUGUCGGGCCUGCAGAUCGCCUACGUGAGCGGUCAGGAGGCCCGGCAGGAGCCGGCGCCCGCCCACUGCUUCACGCCCAAAGACCUAGCGGCCCUGGUGGCUCCGCUGACCGGCAGCUCCAAGUUCCGAGGCGUGGACAUUCUGCUGACGUCUCAGUGGCCCAAGGGGGCGUGGCGCUUUGCUAACCAACCGGAAGUGGACACAAAGUCUUGUGGGAGCGGCGCCAUCGCCAACCUGGCGGACAAAGUGAAGCCGAGGUACCACUUUGCUGCACUAGAGGGCGCUCACUAUGAGAGACUACCUUACAGGAAUCACGUGGUUCUGCAGGAGAACGCUCAGCAUGUCACUCGCUUCAUCGCCUUGGCAACCGUCAACAACCCCGCCAAGAAGAAGUACCUGUACGCCUUCAACAUCCUUCCCAUGAAGACCAUGGACCACACGGAGCUGGUCAAACAGCCUCAGGACGUGACGGAAAACCCUUACAGGCGCGUGCAAGGACAAGAAGGAGACGUUAACAAGCAGCUUGGGCACCACCCAGCUUCCCUGAUGUCUGUGCAGGAGCCCAGCACGCAGUUCUUCUUCGACCUCAGCAGCGGGCAGAGCCGCGGCGGGCGGGGCCGCGGCAGGAAGAGGCCGGACUGGGACGGAGGACGCGGCGGAUCGGGACACAAACACCCUCGCAGGCACCCUCUUCCGCCUGGAACGUGCUGGUUCUGCCUGGCCAGCCCUCAGGUGGAGAAACACCUGGUGGUCAGCAUCGGAACACACUGCUACUUAGCGCUGGCCAAAGGCGGGCUGACCUCGGGUCACGUGUUGGUCCUGCCCAUCGGCCACUACCAGUCCGUGGUGGACUUGGCCUCGGAGGUCCUGGCGGAGAUGGACAAGUACAAGGCGGCCCUCAGGAGCUUCUACAAAAGCCGAGGGGAGCGCUGCGUGCUCUUUGAGAGGAACUACAGGAGCCAGCACCUGCAGCUUCAGGUGGUCCCGGUCCCGCUGGACCGCUGCGCCACUGAGGACAUCAAGGAGGCCUUCGUGGUCCAGGCUCAGGAGCAGCAGAUGGAGCUGAUGGAGAUUCCACAACACAGCGACCUCAAACAGAUCGCUCCGCCCGGGACGCCGUACUUUUACGUGGAGCUGGAUUCGGGCGAGAAGCUCUUCUACCGCAUCCAGAAACAUUUCCCGCUGCAGUUUGGGAGGGAGGUUCUGGCCAGCGAGGCGCUGCUGAACAUCCCCACUAGGGCCGACUGGAAGGAGUGCAAGCAAAGCCGCGAGGAAGAGGAAGCGGCGUGCGCGCGGCUACGAGACCAAUUCCAACCGUACGACUUUGCUCUUGAGGACUGAUCUUUAUUUUGAAAUGAUCUUUUUGUAAAUAAAAAACAAAACAAAACCAGUCUUUGUUGAUUUAUUAAGCAUUUUACAAACAAGUUUUAAAAGAAGACUAAACAUCAACGUUAGCGACAUAAAACGGGCUAAAUAUUAGCAUCUUUGACGUCGUUAGCGCUCAAAACUAAAAAAAAAAAAAAAAAAAGUUCAAAAGCUCAGGCGCCACACAUUCACACGUCCAAGAUGGCCGUCCUGAGUGCACCCGAGCGUCGCCAAGUUAAAAAAAACAUGUUACUAAAGUGAAGGAGAGUAAGCUUGACGUUUAAACGAAGUCUCUGGACCUCUUGAUGGCGCAGCACAGCAUCAUGCUGAAGAUCAUCCCGAAGAUCUGGAAACAUUUCAUCGUCAAAUUUAAUUAGAAGAAUACCAUUGUUCUGUUAGCUCCUCCCACUCACCAUGAUGACGCCGAUACCGA